This is a messenger RNA of Peronospora farinosa, 864 nucleotides long. The record is from the annotation of a GenBank genome assembly. Lineage: Eukaryota; Oomycota; Peronosporomycetes; Peronosporales; Peronosporaceae.
AUGAUGCAUUCCCCGCUGUCACAAACACAGUCGUCAUCCUCGUCGUUGGCAGGGUCCAACUCUCUUACCGACCGUCUCACUAUGAUGAACAUCCAGACGCAGGACCUCCAAGGCGCCGUGUUUUACGGCUGGCUCUGGAAACGUGGUCAAUCAUUCAAGACGUGGAAAAAGCGCUUUUUCUUGCUCAACGGCGUCGCAUUGACGUAUUAUUCGCAGUGCUGCGUCAUUGCAUCGGGUGCCUUGGGAGGAGGGACCCAAUGUCUCGACUUGCCUGUGAAGGGAGGACUGCGAGUCGCCAAGGUGGAAAUGUCAGACUUGACGAGUUUUGGGCUUAAAAUAACCAGCUCCAGUGGACGUGUGCUCUAUGUGCAAGCAGGAGAUCAGGAAUCUCGUGCGCAGUGGAUUAAAGUGCUGAAGGAGGCGCCACAACUACGAGAGGAGAUGAUGGGACGGAUGGCUAUGCGUAAGACGACGAUCAGCGACUUGCCGAGCCAACGGUCAUGCCAGGAAGAAGGUAAUUCAUGCUUUACAACAGGCAUGAGUGUGCUCAGUAGUGACGACGAAGAAGACGGACAGGGUUAUGAUAUGCAAGGCUACUUGUACAUGCGGGGUGGGCUACUGCCCGGCUGGAGAAAGCGUUUCAUGACGCUCACAGAUGGUCACCUCACGGUCCGACGCAACCAAACGCCCCGCAACUCGAACGUACAAGAAGCAUACAAGCCAGUCGAGGUGCUAACAGCUGUACAAUGGAGCGGUCAUGCCAAUGGAAUUUGUAUUCGUCUGGGUAACAACAAGGAGAUGUUUGUGUACGCUGACCAUGACGCUGAUGCGUCCAUGUGGUUGGCUGCACUGAAGAGCUGCUAA